GAGGAGAGUUUAAAUGUCAAAGAUGGGGUUUGGGGAGGACCUACGGUGUCCCCAAGCACAUACAGCUGUCAUGCGGCUGCUGGACUCAGAGCUUCACCUGAUGGAGGUCAUGAAGAAGUGGAUGGGUCAGCGGGCCAAGAGUGAACGGGAGUUUUCAGUGCAGCUGCACCACAUGGCUGCCAUGGUGGAGAAGCUGGACCGGCCUCAGCUCUGUGCAGGACUGGACUACAUAAGCCAGCUCAACAAGUCGUGGGGAGUACUGGUCUCUCAGACGGACUUUCUCAGUCAGGUGAUGAAGAAGCACUCUGAGGAUCUGCUGGAUGGUCCCAUCAGCAAACUGACACUGCUCAUCAGAGACAAACAGCAGCUUCGCAAAACCUACUCAGAGCAGUGGAAUCUGCUGAGGCAGGAGCUCACCAAGGUGACCCAGACAGAGCAGGAGAGGCUGAAAAGCAGCUACAGACUGGCAGUGAGCGAUGCAGCUCAGGCUAAAAGGAAGUACCAGGAGGCCAAUAAAGAUAAAGAGCGAGACAAGGCCAAAGAGCGUUACAUAAAGGCUUUAAUGAAACUCCAUGGGCUGCAUAAUGAGUAUGUGCUGUCUGUGCGAGCAGCUCAAGUUUACCAUCAUCACCACUUCAGUCAGAUCCAGCCCGCCCUGCUCAAUGCACUGCAGACUCUGCAGCAGGAGAUGGUGCUCAUACUAAAGGAGAUCCUGCAGGAGUAUUUCGACAUCUCUACUCUCCUUCACCAUGAAGUUGUGCGGAUCCACAGGGAGAUGUCUUCUGCUCUAACAGCCAUUGAUCCUCACAAAGAGUAUGAAAGCUUCAUCCACCAGAACAGGUCUGUAGGGGAGAUUCCCGUUUGUGCAGAGUUUGAUUGCAGUCUCCUGGAGGACACUGAGCAGCUAAAACCCAGAGAAAUUGAACUGAACGACCUCACGCUCGAGACAAUCCAACACAAACUAACCGCUGUAGAGGAGGAACUGCUGGUGCUGGCUCAGACUCUGGGCUCCCAGCAGGCCUCGGUCGAUCAGCUGGAGCUGGAACUGGAGGCAGAGGAGAAAGGUGUCAAGAAGGGCCAGAGGGUCUACCAGUUCAGCAAGAGACAUGCAAUGGAGGAGUGCCGGCAGCAGGUUGCUCUGUCUCAGGGUAUGAGAGCCAAGCUGGAGGUUCAGAGGCUUCUUCUGAAGGAGAAACUGGACCAGCUGGGCUCUAAAGAACCUUUCUCUGCUCUGAGCUUUGACCAAGACACCACCUCACUUUCAUCUAACACAAGCAAUGACCAGAGCCAAAGCUCACCCAAACUCCUCAUGGAUGGGAUUCUAAAUAAUCUGAGUGGCCUGUUUAAACCAAAAUGUGAGACUCUAACGGCCCUCGCCCUGGUGCAGGAGGUAGAUCGUCCUCUGGGGCAGCAGGACUGGUACCACGGAGCUAUUCCCAGACUGGAAGUCCAGCAGCUGCUGAAGAAUGACGGAGAAUUCUUGGUGAGGAAGAGUCAGGAGAAGCACGGUUAUGUGCUCUCUGUGCAAUGGGAUGGAUCUUGCAAGCAUUUCCUCAUUCAGAACACUGAUAAUCUGUACCGUCUGGAUGGAGAAAGCUUCCACAGUGUCCCGCAGCUGAUCCAUCAUCUGCUAUCCUCACGACAACACAUCACCAGGAAGUCUGAUAUAAUGUUGAAGAAACCUAUACUGAAGGACAAGUGGGUCCUGGAACAUGAUGAUGUUAUCUUGGGACCCUUCAUUGGACGGGGUAACUUUGGAGAAGUGUACAGUGGUCGUUUACGCUCUGAUAACACUUGUGUAGCGGUAAAAUCUUGUAAAGAAAACCUGGCCCCAGAGCACAAGAGUAAGUUCCUGAUGGAAGCCAGGAUCUUGAAGCAGUACGAUCAUCCUAACAUUGUGAAACUGAUAGGAGUGUGCACUCAGAAACAGCCAAUCUACAUUGUCAUGGAACUCAUUAAAGGUGGUGAUUUUCUCUCCUUCUUGCGGCGAGAGAGUCACAGUCUGAAUCCUAAGAUGCUGGUCAAAAUGACAGAAAAUGUAGCAUCUGGCAUGGAGUACCUGGAGAGCAAGAAGUGUAUCCACAGGGACCUGGCAGCAAGAAACUGUUUGGUUACAGAGCACAACUUGGUGAAGAUCAGUGACUUUGGGAUGUCCCGUCAGCAAGACGACGGUGUCUACUCUACGGAGGGCGGCCUCAGACAGAUCCCUGUCAAAUGGACAGCUCCUGAAGCCCUUAACUAUGGUCGCUAUACCACAGAGAGUGAUGUCUGGAGCUUUGGUGUCUUACUGUGGGAGACCUUCUCCAUGGGAAUGACGCCCUACACGAGCAUGACCAACCAGCAGACACGAGAAGAGGUGGACAAAGGAUACCGUAUGUCUGCCCCACAUGGCUGCCCCGUGGAAAUAUCCAGGAUUAUGAGCAACUGCUGGCAGUAUGAGCCCAGAAACCGACCGUCUUUCAAGAAACUUCGGGCUGAGCUCAGUGCCAUAUACAACAAAAUUAUAUAAUAACAAACCUGUUAAUUCGAUAUUUACUGUACACUAUGUUUUUUACUGUCUGUCUGUAACUUUGAUUCUUGACAUGUAAUUGAAAACAAAAUGAAAUAUUAUUUAAAUAAAUAUUGGCCUUCUUUUGUCGUGAAA
Messenger RNA from Micropterus dolomieu (smallmouth bass), 2644 nucleotides. It is a transcript of the gene fes, whose product is annotated as FES proto-oncogene, tyrosine kinase. Gene Ontology annotation, biological process: regulation of mast cell degranulation; peptidyl-tyrosine phosphorylation; cell adhesion. Gene Ontology annotation, molecular function: non-membrane spanning protein tyrosine kinase activity; ATP binding. The record is from RefSeq and is a predicted model, not a curated record. Bases 14 to 2509 code for a protein of 831 amino acids. The transcript has 18 exons. NCBI's taxonomy places the organism in Eukaryota, Metazoa, Chordata, Actinopteri, Centrarchiformes, Centrarchidae.